UGCGAUUGUUCGUUUUUGGGGUUAAUGAAAUUUUAGUCACUAAAUAAUGGGUGGCUGUGUUUCGAAGCCCAGAAACAAGUUCAAAUCAAAGGCGAAGAAUAUUUAUCAUAAGUCGGGUAAACUUCGAAGAAAGAUAGCUCCUUCGAGCCCAAUUGUCGAACAUGUGGACCCCACUGAAUACUCUGUCCAAGAAUUUGUUUCGGCGGACAUUCAAAAUGUCGAGACAGUCGAUAAUGUUGGUUCAGACAGAGAAAUAUGGCAAGAGGAGCAAUGGUUCGACUCUCUAAGCGUCCUCGAUUCCGAGACUGACGAAGACUAUAUUAGCGUGGCCGAAGAUGGUUUCACAUCCAUGGACGACCACGAAUGCUACAAAAAAACCGUCGAUAAAUCUAAGGGCACUUUCGUCAUUAUGGGAAAUAAAGAAGAUUACGAAGAAGAAGACUAUGUGCAUCCAACUAGUGAUUCUGCAGACAAUACAAUUGAAAAAAAGAAAUGCUUAGCUCGGAUUACGAUAAUAAAUACGAAUAUUUGUACAGGUUCAUCUAAGAAAUAUUUAUACAAUCCAAUAGGCGGGACCCUCGUACCACGCUCGACCGAGGAGAUGCCACCUCACGGUUCUUGGUCCCCCGUUUCGCCUUCCGUUUUUAAGCUGCGCGGAGAUAGUUUUUUGAGAGAUAAAAAGAAAUAUCCGGCUGCCGAUUAUAGCCCUUAUAUACCUAUCGGUGUCGAUUUUUUCGCAUGUCCGAAGAAGAUACAUCAUAUAGCAGAGCACAUUGAACUCCCGUGUUUCGAAUCACACCAUCAUUUGCCUUCUCUGUUGAUUGUAAAUAUACAGCUACCUGCAUAUCCAGCUUCCAUGUUUCUUGGAGACAGCGAUGGGGAAGGAACGAGCCUCGUAAUAUACUUCAGAGUGUCCGAUAAUUUCGAUAAAGAGACUUCUCCGAAAUAUUUCGACACUUUAAAGAGAUUUAUUGCGAACGAGAUGGAAACGGUGAAAGGUUUUGCGAAGGAAAACGUUGUUCCGUAUAGAGAGAGACUUAAAAUAAUGGUGAACCCCGUGAAUUCGGAAGACCUUGGUUUGAGUUCUGCGGGGAGAAAGCUUCUUCACGCGUAUAAAGAUAAGCCCGUGCUGUCACGCCCUCAGCAUGCGUUUUACAAGGGACCGAAUUACCUUGAAAUCGAUCUUGAUGUACACCGGUUCAGCUAUAUAUCUAGGAGAGGACUCGAAGCGUUCAGUCAACGCUUGAAAUACGGGAUACUUGAUCUGGGACUGACAAUUCAGGGACAAAAUCCAGAGGAACUGCCCGAGAAAGUUAUGUGCUGCGUGCGGUUGAACAAAAUCGACUUUGUGAACCAUGGACAGAUGCCGACACUUGUUACUCUGAGUGAUGAAUAAGCUAGAGUCGAGAAUGCAAUAGAAUAUUCGAUAACUUUUUGUAAGGCGAAAAAAAAAGCAGCUUAUUUUCAGUGAGCUCGAGUUUGUCGAGAGAUCGUUUAGUCAACAGAAAUUUUCUAUUCUUCACUGUACAUUUCAACUUUCUUGUUGAUGAGGAAUUCAUUGUUCGUUGCA
Molecule: messenger RNA, 1570 nt
Organism: Erythranthe guttata (spotted monkey flower)
Lineage: Eukaryota; Viridiplantae; Streptophyta; Magnoliopsida; Lamiales; Phrymaceae
Source: RefSeq, a predicted model, not a curated record